UAACGGCCUUCUGGAAAACUCAGCGCCCGUGCAUUACACACAUAAGGAGUUAAUUUCCUAUCGAGUCACUGAAUGGAGUGAGCUAAUGUGAGGAAUCUGUCCGCCAUUUGUGAGUUAGUAUGAGCUGAGUGUGUGAGAUAAAGAGCCGAAGAAGAGGAAGAAGAAGAAGAAGAGGGAAAGAAGGAAAGGAAAAAAAAAACGCCCGUUCACGCGCCCCUUUCCUUCUCUGGUGCGCGCGAGGGAAACUUUUUCACAAGCCGUGUGCACUUCUGAGAGCGAGAGACGCGCUCGCGCUCUAGACCUCGCGCUCAACGCAGACGCAGAUACCGACAGCAGCACUCCGUAUUUCACACGGCUUGAGUUUAAUCUGAGGAAUAAUGUCUUUUUAAUGUCAAUUACACAACGGUUUCUUCAGGUAAACCAACGAGGAACGAAAAUAAUAAGAUUAAAAAAGAAAAGGAAAAAAAAAAACGACGUGUAAUUCCUGUUAAAGAUGGAAAGCGAGAACAGCGACUACAGCAACGGUCCCGAGGAAGAGGUCCGGACUCUGUUUGUCAGCGGGUUGCCGUUGGACAUCAAACCCCGUGAGCUUUACCUGCUCUUCAGGCCAUUUAAGGGGUAUGAAGGGUCACUGAUUAAACUGACAUCAAAACAGCCGGUCGGCUUUGUGAGCUUCGACAGCAGAUCCGAGGCUGAAGCAGCCAAGAAUGCCCUGAAUGGAGUUCGCUUCGACCCGGAGAUCCCUCAGACUUUACGGCUGGAGUUCGCCAAAGCCAACACCAAGAUGGCCAAGAGCAAACUGGUAGGGACGCCCAACCCCCCUCCAUCUCAGCAGAGCCCCGGACCGCCUUUCAUCGGCCGGGAAGCCUAUGAGCUCACAGUUCCUGGUCUGUAUCCUAGCAACCCCGACGUGUGGGCAUCAUACCCGCUGUACCCCGCUGACCUAUCACACACCCUCGCGCCCGCUUUCACCUACCCCUCCUCCUCCUUACACGCUCAGAUCCGUUGGCUCCCUCCAGCUGACGUUCAGGGCUGGAAGUCCAGGCAGUUCUGCUGAAAUACAUGUUCCCUAUGUGUGAUGGUGGCUAAGGAUGGCCUUGAGCUGCUACCCCCCACCUCCCCCUCCAAUCCAUCUCUCUCUCUCUCUCUCUCUCUCUCUCUCUCUUUCUUUCUUCUUUACAAGAACCAAACCAGGGACCUCCAGACUCAUCCUUCUCAGUCAUGGACCACAGGUCACCACCUCUUCCUCCCGGGUUAAAAGAGCAAAUCAAGACCAGCCCUGCCUCCAUCACACAUUCCCCUCCACCCCCCCCCCCCUCCCCUUUCUCUACUGUUACACCACCGACACUUUUAUGGAAGGAGUGCACAUUCGCCUGCCUCUCUCUCUCUCUCUCUCUCUCUCUCUCGAUAUUCAACCAUAUUUCACAGUAUAUAUAAAUAUUUCCACUAUGCCCUGUGUUCCCAUUUUAGGGAUUCAUGCUCCCUGUGUAGGCACCAUUUAUAGGCAGCAUUUGUGCACUUACAGUAGGCACUCCACACAUUCUGUCCCUUCAGCUGUUGCCUGUUUCCAUGAAGGAUUGCAUGUGUGUGGCUGAGUGAAAGAAAUCCCAUAGUUCUCUGCGUGAGAGUAAAACGAAGAGAACUUUUAGUAAUGUUACUGAUAAGAAAACUUUAAAAUUUACAUUGCCGGACAUUUUUUAUUUAUUAUUUUAUUAAACUGGUGUUUAGUCACUAUUGUUGCUUCAACCAGAAUAAAAUUAUACACAAAAGCAGUUCAAUACAGAAAGCUGAAUCUGGAGAUUAUUAUAUUCAUUGAGUGAUAAAAGAUUAAAUAAUUUUUUUUUUUACUAAAUUAUACAUAGGCUUAUUCAAUAAUAUAAAAUAAUUUAUCAAUGUUUGGCAAUUUAUUAAACUUUAAGCAUUAAUGAACAAAAAACAAUAUCUAAAAAAAAAGAAUAAUUUUCAAUUCUGUAAACUUAUAUUUAACAUUUCUCUUAUUAUGAAAAAUUAUAUGAUGUAAUCAGUGCUUCUCGAUUCACAAAUCAUAUCGAUUUUAUUUUCCUUCAUUUAUUAAAUAUUUAAUGGUAAAUGUUUCUCGAGCGAUUAACUGUUUAAUAAAUUCACAAAUGUUUAUUUAUUAAGUAUGGACGGUUAAACAUUUGUGGAUUCAUUAAACGUUUAAUAGUAUUAAUAAUAAUUUAUUGAGUCUAAUAAUAAUAAUAGAAAUUUCUUUAUUUACUAAACAUGUAAACAUUUCUGAAGUCAGUAAACAUUACAUAUGAAUAACUAUUUAAUAAUAUUAAUUUUUCUACCAUAAACACUUAAUGUAAAAUACUUCUUAGUGUUAAAGUGUGUGAGUGUGUGUGUUUAUGUGUGCAGGCAAUUUUGUGUCACUCCUUCCAUUUAAUUGUCGUGGUUGUGUAUUAAUCAAUAUUAUCUUUAUAAUAACCGAUUUUAUCAUUGAUGUUGUUAUUUACACUGAUUCUAAUUAGCGAUCGAGUUGAAGUGUGACGUUAUCAGAGUGAUGAUGCUGUACAUUUUUAGACCUUUUGAAGCCGAAUACAGAAGUAUUUUUAUAAUCAGGUGAACGUUUUCUGUGUGUGUUGUGUAUGUGUGUGAGGAUCUCAGAGUCCUUACAUUUUCCUGCUUCAUUCCAGCUGCCAAAGACAAUCAGAAGGAAAUGACUUAUUGUCGAAUAAUAACAGUAAUACAUAUCAUGUAUUUCAAAACCAAAGACUUGGAGUGUGUGUGUGUGUGUGUGUGUGUGUGUGUGUGCGCACGCGCAAGUGCUGAUCAUCAGUUACAAUAUACAAGUUAUUCAUCGUACAUUACCAGGAAACACGUCUGUGAUCGUUUCAGGGAAAUAUUUAAUGCCGAUGUUUAUAAACUAAAGGGUUUAAAGGGGAUUUUUUUUUUAAGGUGAAAUGAUCCAAAUAAAACCACUUCCCUUGUGA
Molecule: messenger RNA, 2954 nt
Organism: Clarias gariepinus (North African catfish)
Lineage: Eukaryota; Metazoa; Chordata; Actinopteri; Siluriformes; Clariidae
Gene: rbpms
Product: RNA binding protein, mRNA processing factor
Exons: 9
Coding region: 494-1057 (187 amino acids)
Molecular function (GO): mRNA binding
Source: RefSeq, a predicted model, not a curated record